UAGAACGAGGCUGACAUUACUUUUCACUUGGUUACAGCCUGACAGAGAGUUAUAGUCAUUUGGAUCCACACUGGGGGAAAAAUCACCUCGUGAUCUGAUCCGAGCUGAGACUUGGGGAGCUCUGGCUCCGUGUUGGCUGCAGCAUCCCCCAUGGUCUUGUCUGAGGUGUCCUGUGACUCGACUCUUCAGAACUCAAUGAAGUAGAUGACUUGACUACAAUGUGGAAACAUCAUGACAGAAAGUGUGGUUUGUACCGGGGCCGUCAGCACUGUAAAGGAAGUCUGGGAAGAAAGAAUAAAGAAACAUCAUGAAGAUGUGAAACGAGAGAAGGAAUUUCAGCAAAAGCUAGUGCGGAUCUGGGAAGACCGAGUGAGUUUAACUAAGCUGAAAGAGAAGGUGACCAGGGAAGAUGGAAGAAUCAUUCUAAGGAUAGAGAAAGAGGAAUGGAAGACUCUCCCUUCUUCCUUACUGAAACUGAAUCAGCUACAGGAGUGGCAACUUCAUAGGACCGGAUUGUUGAAAAUUCCUGAAUUCAUUGGAAGAUUCCAGCAUCUCAUUGUUCUAGACUUAUCUCGGAACACAAUUUCAGAGAUCCCCCGAGGCAUUGGACUGCUCACUAGACUUCAGGAACUGAUUCUUAGCUACAACAAAAUCAAGACUGUCCCCAAAGAACUGAGCAACUGUGCCAGCUUGGAGAAGCUAGAACUGGCUGUAAACAGAGAUAUAAGCGACCUCCCGACAGAGCUCAGCAAACUGUUAAAACUCACUCACCUUGACCUGAGCAUGAACCAGUUCACCACAAUCCCUCUUGCUGUGCUGGACAUGCCUGCCCUCGAGUGGCUGGAUAUGGGAAGCAACAGCCUUCAACAGCUUCCUGAUACACUAGACAGAAUGCAAAGUUUACAUACACUGUGGCUACAGAGGAAUGAAAUAACAUGCCUGCCAGAGACAAUCAGGAAUAUGAAAAACUUGGGGACUCUUGUUCUCAGCAACAACAAGCUACAAGAUAUUCCAGGCUGCAUGGAAGAAAUGACGAGUCUGAGGUUCGUCAACUUUCGAGACAACCCACUAAGACUGGAAGUGACACUUCCUCCCAGUGAUGACGUAGAUGGAGAGGAAGAACAGGAGUUAUUUGGGCUUCAGUUCAUGCACGCAUACAUACAAGAGUCACGGAGAACAGAAGACCAAGUCAACUGUCUGACUCAUACGCCCAGCUCUACACGGUCUGAUGGAUAAAGUAAUUUAAAGAGUCCCGCUGAAAAGGAAUACUUCGACAACUGGGUGAAUAUUUUUGUGACUAUCAAAAUAUAAUUUAAAAAUAAUUUAUUUAUUUUUUGCUUGUGGAAGACAUCAUGUUCAUGUUUCCUUUCACUGAUUGAUUUUUUUCCUGCGAUGACAGAUGAGCCGGUACAGCAGUUAAUAAUACAUUUUCCAGAGACACCAAUGGGUCCGUAUAGUACUGUAAGGCAGGACUGAAGCCUUUCUGCUGUAAAUACUGGAGUCGGCCUUGGUCAAUCAGCAAUUUGCAAAGAUGUCCUAUUUUCUUCUUUUCUUCAACAGUAAGAGUCCUACAUUGAAUAAACACACAAAACUUAAAAGUUGGUAAACGUUCCUAAGGAGUUCGGCCCCUCCAUCUACUCCAAGGCUGCUAAGGAGCCGGCAGCACAAUAGGUACCAUGGCUGAUGCUUCUGAGACUUCCCUUUCUGAUCACAAUUAAAACAUGCUUCAGUUUACUCCAAAAUUAGGAUAGAAGCUACAUUUUUCUAAAUUUUUGUUAACAGUCACCUAAGAAAAAAAGAAUCCUUUCCAUCCUCAGCUUCACUUUCUAUAUUGAUCUCAGCCAAAAGACUAAGAAACAACCAUUCCGUUUCAUUUCUCUGGUUUCCCUUGCCCAAGGUCAGUAGUUUGAAAAUAUUAAACGGAAAAUUCUGAAAACAAGCCAUUGGUAAUGCCGUGCUGCCUAGCAUGGUGAAUCACGGGCACUCAACUCCUUCCCACCCGGGGAACGGACCUGUGCCUCGCACCUGAGCGUCCCUAGCGAAUCCGCAUUGCAUGUUACCCCCUCACUAGACGCUGUGCAGCCAUCUCGGUUACGCGACUGACAGAGUGGGUAGCUGCGUGUAGGGCUCUGUUUCACCUAGGGUUCUAGGCAUCUGUGGGAGGUCCUACAGUAUUACCCACAGGAGGCCUAGAUUACGGUGAUAAACUAUCUCCCCGCAGUGAGGUGUUUACGGACGUCAUCACUUACCCAGGCAAACUGUCAGUGCUGCCAUCCGUGAGUCUGUCUCCUACAUCAUCGUGCUCUUCCUCCUCAUCCUUCUGAGCAUCUUUUCUCUCUGCAGUAACAUCUGAGGCUUCCAAAGACGUCCUCAUCCCACACGUUGCCCAACUACUCAUUCUCUGGAAAUAGUAGAACUCCACUGCGCCAAGCCCAAGAGCCUUGAAAUACUCUUUGCCCACAUAAUGUCUCCAGUCACACCUGUGGUGACAACAGAGCGCAAUGACAAUGCCAGCCACAGGGGUCCGUGUCUCUGGGACAUCUUUUUCACUUCCUUCCUUGGCCAAAGUGUUACUUUCUUUUUCUGUUUUAUCAUUCUUUACGCGUUUGGCUAAAGGUUCUUCAUCCUUUUCCUUAAAACUGGCAGCAUAGGUUUCAACCAAACAUCGUAAUGCAAGAUCUGCAAACACAAUCAUGUGCCCCCCACCAAACCACAUCAUCUUUAAAGUUCAAUAAGCAGUAUGGUUAAUACAAAACGCAACACAAGCCAUCAAAAAUAUAGCUAGCUAUAUAUUGUAACAAUUCUAUCAGAUAUUAUACAAUUUUCCAUCUUAAUUUUUCUAGUGAUUUAUUUGCCCAAUAAAAUCAUUUUAAAU
This is a messenger RNA of Rattus norvegicus (Norway rat), 2875 nucleotides long. It is a transcript of the gene Lrrc39, whose product is annotated as leucine rich repeat containing 39. Gene Ontology annotation, cellular component: M band. Lineage: Eukaryota; Metazoa; Chordata; Mammalia; Rodentia; Muridae. The record is from RefSeq and is marked provisional.